GAGUUCAUGUCCGUCUCGACUUCUCCGCCAGCAUCGUCAAACUUACCUUGGGUACCUAAGGUAGAGAACAUGGCAGGUCCGAACGCCCGGAGAAGGUUUAUGUAACUGCAACUGCUAAGAUGUGACAAAGUCUUUUCUUAGCUGCAGUAAUCUGGGGCUAUUGGCUUUGCUUAUAUUUGACUUGGGUAGCUCCCACAUCCAUGGAGGCUAUCCUCGAGUUAGUCAGGACCGUUUCUUAUUAAUGUACCUAACAACUCCCCCUUUUAUACACAUCUCAGAGUAGCCCUCACUCAACUUACUUUAUCCUCAACUAAUCGAAUCAUGUCUAAGGAUCCUGAAAGGCCUAACGUUGUCCUCAUCCUCGCAGACAACCUGGGAUGGGGUGAGUUAGGCUGCUACGGAGGAGGCAUCCUCAGGGGUGCAGCUACGCCCAGAAUCGAUGCUUUCGCUAAAGAAGGACUGCUUCUACAUAAUUUCAAUGUUGAAAGCGACUGUGUGCCGACACGUUCAGCUCUGAUGACAGGUAGACAUCCAAUUCGCACUGGUUGUCUACAAUCAGUUCCACCUGGCUUUCCUCAAGGUCUUACGCGAUGGGAGAGGACUCUCGCAGAAGUCCUGAAGACAAAUGGCUAUGCCACAGCGCAUUUUGGAAAGUGGCAUUUGGGUGAUAUCCCAGGCCGUUAUCCUAGCGAUAGAGGGUUCGAUGAGUGGUACGGAAUCCCUAGAACUUCCGAUGAAAGCCAAUUUACUUCGACGGUUGGGUUUGUAGCUGAUGUUGUGGAAACGCCGUAUAUCAUGAAGGGGAAGGCUGGCACACCGUCCGAAAAUGUCCAUGUAUACGAUCUUGAGCAGCGAAGGUUAAUUGACGAGACAUUGGUCGAAUACUCGAAGGAUUGGUUAAGCCGGCAAGUUAACGAGGCGAAGGCGCCGUUCUUCUUGUACCACCCGUUGAUACAUCUACAUUUUCCUACACUGCCGCAUCUCGACUUUGUAGGGAAGACAAACCAUGGUGACUUUUCAGACUCCAUGGCCGAGAUGGAUUUCCGCGUAGGUCAGCUCCUUGAUCACAUCGAUUCGCUUGGUAUUGCCGAUAACACCGUGGUUAUCUUCGCGUCCGACAAUGGACCAGAAUUCCGCCCCCCUUACAAAGGAACAGCCGGCCCUUGGUCAGGCACGUACCAUACCGCUAUGGAAGGAAGCCUUAGAGUGCCCUUCAUAAUCCGAUGGCCAAAUCAUGUUCCUCCAGGAACCACCUCUAAUGAGAUAGUCCAUGUCACCGAUAUCUUCUCCACCAUUAUCAGCAUUACUAAGUCUCCGUUGCCUGACGAUCGACCCUUUGACGGUGUCGACCAGACUCCCCUUUUUCUCAAGCCGGUUGAGUCAAAGUCGUCUCGCGAGGGAUUCUUGUUUCAUAUUAAGAACGAGUUACGGGCAAUUAAGUGGCGAGAUUGGAAAAUGCAUUUCGUUUGGGAGCCGCAGGUGAACAAAUCAUCAGGGAAACUAGAGUCCCCAUACCUAUUCAACACCACGCGCGAUCCGAAAGAGGAAACGGAUAUAUUAGCAUAUAAUACUUGGGUUAUGCAACCUAUGUUUAGGCUGAGGACGGAAUUUGAGAAGAGUUUGAGGAACGAUCCGGCACCACCAGACCCUCUUAAAGCUUUAUGAUCUCAACCAGAAGUGGACUGGAAUUUGGAGUAUGAAUGUAGAUAGACAACUCGUAUACUCAUGUAUUGUGAAGAGAGAAAUAUGAAGAGAAAAAAGCGCGUAUUGGUUGGUGUAAAAGUCCAGAAGAAACGCGUCAUAGGAAAUUCGGCUCAUGCCUGUCCUGUCAUUGCUCCGUG
Messenger RNA from Daldinia loculata, 1841 nucleotides. RefSeq names its product alkaline phosphatase-like protein. The coding region runs from base 322 to 1665 and encodes 447 amino acids. The transcript has a single exon. Lineage: Eukaryota; Fungi; Ascomycota; Sordariomycetes; Xylariales; Hypoxylaceae. Gene Ontology annotation, molecular function: arylsulfatase activity. The record is from RefSeq and is a predicted model, not a curated record.